GUCACCUGGUCCCUGCGAUUGGACAUUGAGCCCGGCGGACUUCGUGCCGAGUGGACGUAGGGGUUGGACACACUCUCGCGCGGCCGAUUGCCGUGAGCGCCACUCACGCGACGAGAUCUCACGCGGCACCGAAGUGGGAGCGCCACAUUCUCCACAACUCGCCUUUAGACAAGGUCACAGGUGUACACACACACACAUACACACGUGUACACAUACACGUGUACACACACACAGGUGUACACACACAUACACACAUACACGUGUGUGCAUACACACGUGUACAUACACAUAUACACGUGUACAUAGACACACAUACACACGUGUACACACAUACACACGUGUACAUACACACGUGUACAUACACACAUACACGUGUACAUACACACACACAGGUGUACACACAGGUGUGCAUAUACACACACAUACACACGUGUACACACACACAUAUACACACGUGUACAUACACACACACGCAGGUGUACACACACAUACACACGUGUGCAUACACACACAUACACAGGUGUACAUACACACAGGUGUGCAUAUACACACACAUACACACGUGUACACACACAGGUGUACACACACACACACGUACAUACACAGGUGUACACACACACACACAGGUGUGCAUAUAUACACACAUACACAGGUACAUAUACACAUAUACACACAUACACAGGUACAUAUAGUACGUGCACUGCACGGAAACGAUAGGGGAGCAUACACACAUUUACGCACAGGUGCAUACGCAGGAUUUUAUGCGUACACAGGCCCUCCUUAACAAUUCACACAUACCGCAUUACACACACACACAUCUGUUCUAUAUUUAGACACAGACACACACACGCACACAUCUGUUCACAGGGCAAAUGCUUUUACCAAGAACCUAACACCUACACACACGCAACACCUGCACAUAUACACACACACACACGCACAGGUACACACACGCACAGGUACACACACACACACGCACAGGUACACACACGCACAGGCACACACACACAGGUACACACACACACAGGUACAUACACACACGCACAGGUACACACACACACGCAGGUACAUAGACACAUACACACACACAGGUAGACACAUACACACACACAGGUACACACACACACAGGUACAUACACACAUACACAGGUACAUACACACGCACAGGUGCAUACACACACAGGUACAAACACACAGGUACACACACACAGGUACACACACACGCACAGGUAGACACACACUCGAACAGGUACAUACACACACGCACAGGUACACACACACGCACAGGUACACACACACACGCACAGGUACACACACACACAGGUGCACACACGCACAGGUACACACAUACACGCACAGGUACACACACACACGCACAAGUACACACACACAGGUGCACACACGCACAGGUACACACACACACGCGCACGUACACAACCUGCACGCACAGGUACACACACACACGCGCACGUACACAACCUGCACGCACAGGUGAGCUCAUCUUGGAUCCAUGGAGCACACCUGGUUCGUGAUACCUUUGGUCUGGGCUACACUCGCAGGACCCGUGGCAGGAGUCGUGGUCAUUCAGCCGCCCUUCAAUCCGAUCCAGACCGUGAACAGGGACGUUCUCUUCAACGUCAGUUACUCCGGGAAUGUGACCGACCCACAGAUCACGUGGACGUUCAAAAACAACAUCGCUCAAUGGAAAUCCGGCAACUUGAGCAAUAACGUCAUUCACAAAGCCUACAAAGGACGCGUUGAGCCGUACUCCAACGGCUCUCUGCUCCUCAGGAACGUGUUGCAGUCCGACACCGGCUCUUACACCGUCCGCAUCUUGGACUUCGUCUCGACGGACGGAGUGGCGGCCGUCCGGCUCGACGUUUACGGUAUUAAGGAAGCGAUCAACGUCAUUCCGGCGACCUCGAACGUGACCGGCGUGGUUGGCAGUGACGUCCUCUUCAGCAUCAACUACGUGGAGAACGAUGACGACCCGCAAAUCACGUGGACAUUCACGUCUCGCAUCGCGCAAUGGAAAUCGAGCAACACGAGCGCUGGCACGAUUCACAAUUCAUACCAUAACCGUGUCGCGCUGCACUCCAACGGCUCCCUGCUCCUCAAGAACAUCGCCUUGAGUGACAGCGGCUCUUAUGGGGUCGUCUUGGUGGACAACAAACAGCCGGAUGGCAGAGCCAGCGUCAAGCUGGACGUAUACGAGGCGAAUUCGCUGGCAUCCCACUGCUUGGUCAGCAAAAGUGAAGCAGUGAUUGUGGCUGUGGGGCUGCUGCUGCUGCUCUCCUAGCCACCCUGAGGUCCAAGAGGCAGGAGGAAGUCAUCGUCCAAAGCUCCACCACACCAUGUAUUACCGCACACCGCAAUAUAUACCCACACAUGCCCAAGAGCAUUGCCAUGCACCACAAGAGUGUACCACCGCAUACCACGAUUUACUACAAUAAAUUGCAGAGUGCCACUAUGUAACCACCCACCCAGAACCGGCCCUAGACCUUUGGGGGCCCUAAGCAAAAUUUGGUUGGAGGCUCCUUUGAUGUAUGAUUGUUUUCACCCACUAGCUCGCAGUGACUCUAGGGGGCCCUCUGCUGGCCACGGGGCCCUUUGCAAUUGCAAGGGUCGCUUAGUGGCUGGGCCAGCUCUGCACCCACCCCACCACCACCACCUCACUGCCCAUGGAUUCCCUUUACCACCGAGAAUGUGUACGUUUGUAUGUUGAACUUUCUUCCGUCAAGUUUGAAGGAGGCUUUCCGAGCCAUUCUCGAAAACAAGGUCUCCCGACUCGA
Messenger RNA from Lethenteron reissneri (Far Eastern brook lamprey), 2792 nucleotides. RefSeq names its product hepatic and glial cell adhesion molecule-like. The record is from RefSeq and is a predicted model, not a curated record. NCBI's taxonomy places the organism in Eukaryota, Metazoa, Chordata, Hyperoartia, Petromyzontiformes, Petromyzontidae. Gene Ontology annotation, cellular component: membrane.